AUGACGAGGCAAAACAUGGCUCAAUCCGAGAGGAUGGCUCUGGUGAAGCAUGCUUCAAGCCGUCCCGUUCCCCUGCCAUUGCAAUGUCUGGCCUUGUUGGCAGCUGGCGUGACAUCCAGGGAAGUGGCGCAGGGGUGGCUGUUGCCAUACCAUGUGGGAUGUCGGCAUCCAGGGCGGCUAUGUCGGUCUCACGGAGUGUACGGACCCAGAGCUGGGUCCAUGUGCAGUCGACAGCUGCGACGUGUGGGAAGAUCUUCCUCUGAGGAGGAGGCCCCCCGACAAAAUUUGUGGCGAGAGGCGCCCGAGGAGGCGCUGACAGAAGCUCUGGCUCAAGCGGAUGCUAAGUGGCUUCUGUUCCAGACAGAGGCAGACGCGGCUCCAUCGACGUCCGAUCGAACCGCUUCUGAGCAGCGCUGCUGGAGAGCAGCAGCGCUGAUGGCAGCCAGCGCCCUAGACAGGCUUCGCCCAUACACGAUCCCAGCUGCUUACCUUGACAUACCACCUUUGCGUGGUGCAGAGGACGCUCUGCUCUCCUUCCUUGGGCCUGAAGUGUCGAGGCUGGUCUUCAACUUCCUGUCUCAGGUGGAGCAGCUCUCGGGAGCCGGCAGGGCUUUUUGGCAGGCCGAGUUGUACUUGCGAGAGCUGGAUGCCGUUGCUGGCCAGACGGAGGUCCAAGAAGCAGCUUCGGAGGCAAAGGAGAAGGUCGAGGCUGAGCCAGAAGAGAUGCAGAAGGCUGUGCGCGGGAGCGUUCUCCUCGCCCGGCAGAACUACAUCUCAGCGGCUCGCUUUGGGUACUUCCUUCGCAGAGGGUUGCAGCGCCUUGAGCUGGAGAAGUCACUGGGUCAAGGUCCCUCAGGAAGCCUCUCCGAUUGGAUGGAGAAGCUCUCACCGGCGGAUGCCGUGGAGCUGGCCCGAGCCGCCACACGGGAGGCACAGCGGGCGGUGCAGCAUCAAGCAACAGAGCUCUUCGGCAGUGAGGUCAAACUGUUGCGACAGCUGGACUAUGGGCCCGAGGCCGUCGAGCAGUUGCAGCUGUCAGGCGAGGGCCGGCGACGCCUAAGCCUUGAGGCAGCUGCUUUUGGUGCCGCCCUCUUCGAUGCAGAGGCUGCUGCUGCAAGGCGCUACAAGCUCGACUACACAGCUCCGGGAAGCCGUGCCGACGGACCGCUGAGCUGA
Messenger RNA from Symbiodinium natans, 1176 nucleotides. Lineage: Eukaryota; Dinophyceae; Suessiales; Symbiodiniaceae. The record is from the annotation of a GenBank genome assembly.